AUGAAGCUCCAUAAGUGGGCGUCUAACAGAAGUCUGAUGAGAGGCCGUUUUCAAUCUGAGGCAACGGGAGCUGUGCCACUGGGUGAAGUCACUGGGGUCCUUAAGGUGCUUGGUCUGACGUGGAAUCCCACAGUGGAUACGUUGACGUUCUCAUCAAACGAUGUGCUGCAAUUCGCGCAGCAGCGGAAGGAUACAAAGCGGUUCCUUCUUCAAACAACGGCCAGACUUUACGAUCCGAUGGGGUUCCUUUCACCUUUCCUUGUGAAGGCGAAGAUUUGGUUUCAACGGACGUGGGAACUCAAGCUCAACUGGGAUGAUACUUUACCGAACGGCAUAAAGCAGAAAUGGCACGAGUGGUGUGAGGGCUUACCGCUCCUACAGACGAUACAAGUUCCACGAUUCUAUGAGCACGGCGUGGAUGGCAACGUUGUCAGCCGGAUGCUGCAUAUCUUCGCGGACGCCAGUCCCUUAGCGUAUGGUGCAGCUGCAUACAUUUGCGUCAAGGAUGCAACGGGUGAAGCAACCACUUCGUUACUUCUGGCAAAAGCGAGGGUUGCGCCGUUGAAGAAGCUGACAUUACCCAUGCUCGAACUCAUGGCGUGCCUCAUCGCAUCGAGGCUGUUUAAGUACAUUUCCAGCCAUCUCAAGUUGGAGACCGACGAAAUUCAUUUCUGGAGCGACAGCAUGAUUGCUCUGUACUGGAUCCAGGGGAACGCAACCAGGUGGAAACCUUUCGUACAAAAUAGAGUGGUCGAAAUUCAAGGAAAUGAUUCUUCUCACCCUUGGCACUAUUUCCUUGCAUGUUUCCUGAUGCAAGGAAAACCCAGCAGACCUCAUGACUCGAGGAAUCACGGCUAA
Molecule: messenger RNA, 858 nt
Organism: Ornithodoros turicata
Lineage: Eukaryota; Metazoa; Arthropoda; Arachnida; Ixodida; Argasidae
Exons: 1
Coding region: 1-858 (285 amino acids)
Source: RefSeq, a predicted model, not a curated record